CUCGGCUCUAGGUCAUCAUUAUCAACCAAAACACUACAAUCUGAAAACCAGGACGACGCAUUUCCAGAUGGCAAUGACCUGAAAUUAGCGUUCCAGGAGCGCCCUUCUCUAAGCUCCAAACCAAAGUUCGAAUGCGAUGAGCGACCACAACGCGAACGCUAAUGGCGGUGGCAUCAGCGCCCCUGCCAAUUCCAAUUCCUUCGCCCAAGCGCAGCAGCGCCUCGCCGCGCGCCGGCAAGCACGCGAAGCCGAGGUCGCGGCCCGCCUUGCGACGCAACAAUCAGCCUCACGUCUCCGGGCCCGGAUCGCCGCCACGCAGUCCCCCCUCCUCCGCAGACUAGGCGGGUCAACCCUGUCCCUCUGGGAGACAAUCUCGAGCCGCGAGGGCACGCGCCCGGCCUUCCGCGUAGGCCAGGUCGACGCCGAACUGCUCGACGAGGAACUGGUUGAGCUCCUGCGCGGUCAAGUGGGUGAUGCGCUGCGCUAUUUCGGCGGAGGACAGGGUGGAGGCGGCGCUGCGCGCAACAACAGCAUCAGACAUGACUGGGAGGACGAGAUUUCGCUUGCCCUGCGCGCCGUGCUGUUCAAGCUGACCGUCUGGGACCACGAUGCAACCUACGGCGCGGCGCUGCAGAACCUAAAGUACACGGAUGCGAGGCACCACGGCGCCGUACUGGUUCCGCCCAGCAGGUGGCAGAAGUCGUUGUACGGACUGGUGACGGUCGGCGGGAGGUAUCUGUGGGCCAAAUGGGAGAAUUGGCUGGUGGAGCAGGAUGAUGGGUUCGAGGGCCCCAGCCCGAGGAUCCAGCGAUUAUCGAGGUGGACUACGAUGCUGUCUACGGUGCAUGCUGCUGCGGCCUUCGUGUCCUUUUUAGUCUUCUUGCUACGCGGGCGGUACAGAACGCUCUUGGACCGGGUACUGCGCAUGCGUCUGGCUCCGCCAACCAGCCAAGUCAGUCGCGAGGUCUCGUUCGAGUACCUCAACCGGCAGCUCGUAUGGCAUGCAUUUACGGAAUUCCUGCUCUUUGUGCUGCCGUUGGUGGGCAUCAACCGUUGGAGGAGAUGGUUCGCGCGGACAUGGCGAAAAACGAAGAAGAUUAUCAGCACCGGCGGCGACGGUGCGAAUGAGAGAAAGGGCGAAUACGCAUUUCUUCCGGAGCGGACAUGCGCCAUCUGCUACCAAGACCAAACCACUGCAACUAGUGAGAACGAGCUUAUGACUGCCGCCUCAAGCGGGGUGGUCGGCUCGGCUCAGACAGACGUUACGAAUCCGUACGAGACAAUUCCGUGCGGCUGCAUAUACUGCUUUGUAUGUCUGGCGACAAGGAUAGAGCGAGAGGAAGGCGAAGGCUGGACAUGUUUGCGAUGUGGAGAGGUGGUCAAGGAGUGCAAGCCCUGGGCUGGCGACGUGCUAGAGCCGGAGCCCAAAUCACCGACCGUGAAGACGGUGGUAUUUGCCGAUAACGUGAAGGCGCCCUCGGAUGCCGAGGAAGAAGACGCGGAUUGGAAGGCUCAGGCCGGCGAGGACGACCCCAACAGAAGUUUGGAGGACCUCCGGCCACAAACUCCGAGCGUGUCAUCACUUCAAGCCGAGUCAGAUUCGGGAGGCUCAGGGUUUGAAGACUUCGAAGUAGAGGACGACACAUCACCGAGCAUGUAGCCAAUUACCAGGGCAUUGGCCCUAUUCACCACUUCACUCCCAGUUUGGCACUGUCAGUGUGGAUGUACUAUUUCCAGAUAGAGACCCGGCGGAGCUUGCCAAACUCAUGGCCACCAGUAGCGGUACUUGGAGACGGCGCAGCAUCUGUUAGUGCAGGCCAAAUUUUUGUAUGUAAAAACCAUCCUCUCGACUACCCCUCUUAACAGACCUUCUGGUCUAACAUGUUCCUCAAAUUCCAGGCCAGCCCAAGCAUUCUAGGGAAGAGCAACAAUCGCUCAACACUAUCUCGAUCCCCUGAAUCCAACUCGGAGAAUCCUUUGGUGUGAACAUGCUUCGUUCCAGUAUCCGCCAAGAUUUCAGUCCAAAGGCUCCUCUCAAAAAAGGACCCGUCAUCAUCCUCCAGCUUUCACCACCAAACUGGGCGGCAAAACCAGCCAUCCAUACGCGACGCCAGCCGCC
Canariomyces notabilis is the source of this 2119-nucleotide messenger RNA. RefSeq names its product putative peroxisome assembly protein. Gene Ontology annotation, biological process: protein import into peroxisome matrix. Gene Ontology annotation, molecular function: zinc ion binding. The coding region runs from base 137 to 1660 and encodes 507 amino acids. Lineage: Eukaryota; Fungi; Ascomycota; Sordariomycetes; Sordariales; Chaetomiaceae. The transcript has a single exon. The record is from RefSeq and is a predicted model, not a curated record. Gene Ontology annotation, cellular component: peroxisomal membrane.